Messenger RNA from Polistes dominula (European paper wasp), 6721 nucleotides. It is a transcript of the gene Patronin, whose product is annotated as calmodulin-regulated spectrin-associated protein patronin. Gene Ontology annotation, cellular component: microtubule minus-end. Gene Ontology annotation, biological process: neuron projection development; cytoplasmic microtubule organization; negative regulation of microtubule depolymerization. Gene Ontology annotation, molecular function: microtubule minus-end binding; calmodulin binding; spectrin binding. The record is from RefSeq and is a predicted model, not a curated record. NCBI's taxonomy places the organism in Eukaryota, Metazoa, Arthropoda, Insecta, Hymenoptera, Vespidae.
UAUAACGACGGUGGUUUUCACUAUGGCCGACGAAGAACGUGCCGUGUUCUUAAAGCUCGUAUACGACGAGGACGAUUUAUUGGGCUGACAACACCCGUUGUAAUUCGCGAUCAUCGAAAUUUCGUUUGAUUAAUAAAUCGUGCGUGAGAUUAUUGGUCAUUGAAGGUGCGUGAACGAAGUAUUGUAUAUCAUUUUGUAGUGAACGAAGGAGAGAAAGAAAGAAGAAGAAGAAAGAGAGAGAUAGAAAGAACGAAAAAGAAGAAAGGAAGGAAAGAAGAAACGUCGUUUUAUCUCUCUCUUUUGGGGGUGCUUGGUGAUUAUCAAAGAAAAUCAGUGCGUUUUUUAAACGACGACAUACGUGAAUACAUAACCUUUUUCGUGCAACAUAAGAAGAUCAAUCGAAGAAGUUUUAUCGUAUUGGCCAAUCGAAAAAGACCACAGCCGUCGAGUGUGUUAUGACGAGGACAAGGACCGGUGCAAACGGUUGUUCAUCAUUAUUGUCAUCCUUAUUGUCAUCCUUUCGUGGAAAAAAGAAAAAGUUUGUGUCGGAUGCAGUGAUAUUUAAUAUCAGACAGUAGAAACGUUGAAUGUUGUGCGCGAUCUCGCGCCUCUUCGCUGAGACCAAAGCAGCGGAAGCGGUGUCGAGGACGAGGGUGAAGGAAGAAGAGGAGGAGGAGGAAGGAGGAGAAGAGGAGGAGGGAGGAAGGAUUCGACGACCUGUAACGGCCUGGCCGACAGGGUCGUCCAUGGUUUCGACGACAUGGAUCGCAACGCGGGUGACGAUCGACGUAAAGGACCCGCUGGCGAGCAACAACAACAACUAUUGCAACAGUAUCAACUCGCUGGGGGUGAUGCCGAACAUUUCUCCGACACCUACGACUCGCGACAGGCUAAACAACGUGCCUCCGUGAAAUGGCUCCUAUCGAAGGCAUACAACAAUCGAGUACCAGACAACCUUCGCGAGCCAUAUUAUCGUGACCACGAGGAUCAAGAACAUUUGAAGCCGCAGAUCGUCCACGCACUCUCCAAUGCUGAACUUUAUUGUCUUGCUUUGGCGAAUAUUUAUUCUGAUCCAAAUUAUCACAAUCAGAAUCAUUGCGGUAUACUCCAAGCACUGGCGAGAAAGGGCGUGAACGUUGCCGAAUCAAACAAUACUCAGCUCACCGAAACGAUUCUCAUUCAAAAUUCACCAAUUAAAAUGUCCGCUCAUAUGACUGUGAUAGAAGGCCUUAUGGUCUUAUACGCGAAGGAAGUGGUAACUGGUGAUCGUGUCGUGUCAGCAAUACGUCGAUUUGAUCCUCAAGCUGACGUAGAAGUUCCAAACGAUCACGAGAAAGGACUUUUACUUUGGAUAAGCCACGCUUCGCACGCGUUAAUCGCUAAAAUUCAAAGUGAGGAAGGUGGUGGCGAUAAGACAAGAUUACCAGAACUGCCAGCCGCUAAGGAUUUUCAUUCUCUCUGCGAUGGUGUUGGAUUAGCAGCCGUCGUUGCCUUUUAUUGUCCUGGCGAAUUGAAUUGGAUGGAUAUCAGGGUGUCUAAAAGACCUUCUGUUGCUGAUGCCUUGCACAAUCUUUCAUUGGUACAUACUUUUUGUACCAGAUGCUUACCCUAUUCUAUUUUCCAUAUGCAACCUGAAGAUGUUACCUAUAUGAGAGGAUCCAUGAAACCAAAUUUGGUGGUCUUUCUGGCGGACAUGUACAACGUUUUGGAAAUUCAUCCAGCCAAAUGCGUACGAUAUCCUGGCGAAGAAAGGGCAAUGCAAUUCUUGGAUGCGUGCCCGCGCAAUAGUCAUGGCGUAGCUCAUAAAAGAAGUCUACCACAGUCUAUAGCUCCGAUACCUGAUCUGAGAAGCAACCUCUCCGUAUCCGCGCCAGGCUUCACAGUUGCUAAAAGCGUGCCAUCCAGUACUGUGAAGAAGUCGCAAUCUUUGCAACAAACUGCUGAAAGUCAUUCUUAUGAUGAUAGAAGGGCAGGUAGUGAAGAAAGUUUCAUAGUACAUCGUGGAAAAGGUAUUCCUACUUUAAGUUCAGUUGCCGAUGAGAAAAUAAUUAGCAGAGCAGAAGCUGCAGGAAGACCGAGCAAUUGGGAAGAUCAAAGAAGAACUUCUUAUGCAGGUCGUCGAUCAAGACGUAACAGUGUUACCGAUGAUUCUCAAUUGACCAUUGAAAAUUUUGGUGGAUCUCAGGAUAAUUUACAUAACUUUGGUAGAAAUCCAGAUAAAGAGGUAGGAGUGUAUACUGGUAAAAGAAGUAGCACCGAACCCACUUUACCUGCACGUUCAAGUGUUCAGGAUGUUUAUGGAAGCGGCGUUCAACAUAUACUUGCAGAUAAUGGUUAUAAUAAUGAAGAACCAUCCAGGUUGAGAAGACAAGCCUCGAAUUCUAGCUUGGAUAAUGUUGCCCUCAAGAGCAUUUUACAUUCCAGUGAAAAUGAUAAUAACGAUGCUAGUACUACGAAAUUGUCCAGUUUUUCGAACCUCAGUAAACAAAGUAUGGAAAAGGGGAUCAAUCUUACUUAUACUGAUCAAGAUAGAGGAGAUGAUAAUUCAACGACUAAAUCUAAUGUAACUAAUAAAAAAUAUGGUCAAAGUAAUGGAAAUGGUAUUGCUGAGAAAAAGACUACGUUUGCGACAUUACCAAAUACUACAACAUGGCAACAACAAAGCACACAACAUUCUCAACAAAUGGAAAAUCAAUCGAUCGACGAAAAUGGUGGUAACACCGUAAUGGCCUCGCAGCUGAACAAUAUUAGAUUAAAAUUAGAAGAAAAACGUCGUCAUAUUGAAAACGAAAAAAGAAAAAUGGAAGUGGUCAUGUCGAAGCAACGACAAAAGGUUGGAAAAGCUGCAUUUCUACAAGCAGUUACAAAGGGUAAGGUAAAGUCUCCUUCCUCGUCGACAUCUGGGGGGGACAGUCCGGAAGAAAUUGGUCCCCCCACCCCAGUAACCUCUGCAUCUUCGGGGGAGACCCCAACAAGUGUAUCUGAGGCCAAUCCUGUACCCCCUCAACAACCCUCUCAAGAAAAACCACAGAGACCCUUCUCGCUCAAGGAAAUCAGUGAAGAUGUUCGAGAUGUAGAACAUAAAUGGUUGGAACAAGACGGUAAUGCACCAUUUAUUGAAACAAGGCGUACACCGGACAUCGAAAAUAUGGAUUUAGAUCAGUAUCAUCAAUCAAUAUCACUAAUGAACAACAGUCUUAGCGAAAUACAAGCCGAUAUACAACGUUUAGCUAAUCAACAAAAUCAAAUACAACAACAGCACUUGAUGACGCAGCAUCAGCAACAAAUGCAACAACAAUUGCAACAAUUACAAAGUCUUAGUCAGCAUCAUAUGCAACCUUUUGGCAUGUCUCCGAUGGGUACGUUAACUCCGAGAAUACAAGAUUCUCAACAGUCACAGUUUUAUUUACACGAUCAACCGCAAUUGCAAAGGAGAACGUGGGGACAACCACCACCAAGUCAGAAUUUAGCUAAUGAAAUGACUAAUGUAGGAUAUCAGCAACCUAUUGAUUCGCGAUUUAAUCCACAAACAACUGCUUACCAACAAGAUAUGCGUUUAUAUCAUCAAGAUACAAGAAGUUGGAAUACUCAUCCACCUCAACAAAAAGGUUUUGUAUUUCAUGAAACAUCCCAAGAGCCAAGGUAUCUUAAUGGUGGUGAUCAUAGUCUUUGUAAUAAUCAAAUGAAUCAGCCUGUAUCUACUUAUCCAACGUCUGCAUCACUUUUUAAUCAAACUGGAUCAACGACUGCUAGUCCUCAACAUCGUAACGCCAUUCAUCGAAUUAGUCAGUUAAUGAGCGAAAGUCCGGAAUCGAAAAGGCCAACUGUACAUCAUAUUCCAAUAACUUGCGAAAGUCCUACAGAAAAAAGACAAUGUGGUACUUUACAUACUCCUGUUCCAGCUCCACCUGUUGAUGAUAUGAAACCACAAAAUAUAUCAUUCAUUGGAAACGAUGAUGAAGUUGUACAUGGUAUACGAGGUUUGCAUAUUACUUCAGGUAGUCGAACUUAUAGGAUACCAUCUCCAACUAGGCCUUCCAUAUCACGAAAUUCUUUUCAACCUCAUCCAUCGCUUAGAGAAGCAACACCAUCUCCUUCGAGAACUCCAGAAGUUACACCGCUCGAUCCUACAGAUGCAGGUGAAAAAGGCUUCUACAUUUCCUUUGACAAUGAUGUGCCUAAGAAGCCAAAACCAACUCUUAGACUUAAAAGAACAUCUCCGAAGAAGGAAAAAAGCGUAUCUUCUUAUAUAGAACACGAAGACUUCACGGUGCGUACGGAGUCACCGCCUGUUAGUAUAACAGAUAGACAAAAGCAGUUGGAAGCGCAUAAAGAUUUAGAAAGAGAAAGACAACGUCAAGCAGAAGAGAGAGAAUUUUUAAGGCAAGAAAUGAGGGAUAGAGAAUUGCAAAAGGAAAUGGAUAGAGAACGUCAAAGAGAUAGACAUCGUGAUAGUAGCGCGGAAGGUCGUCAAUCAAGUGCCGGUUUAGUUAUUGGAAAGCAAUUAACGAAUCCUGAUCCGAAUUCAUUAGACGAGAUGGAAAAGAAAAAGGAACGUAUAAUGUUAUUAUCAUUACAAAGAAGACAACAACAAGAAGAAAUGAAGGAAAGAAAGGAAGCUGAAGCUCAAGCACGCAGAGAACAAGAGAAAUUAAAAGCCGAAGAGAGAUCGCGUAAGAAGGAAGAGGAAAGACAGAGGAGAGCUCACAUUUUAGAACAAUAUAAAGUUAAGAAAGCAAUUGAGGAAGCUGAGAGAGAAGGAAAAGUCAUUGACAAGGAUUUGUUGAAUGCAAUAAAACCAACCAAAUUACGUAAUAAGACUGCAACUACGCGUCCACGACCAAAGACAAUUCACGUUGACGCCGGUACGGAAUUGGAUUCUGGAGCUAUCACGCCUAGUCGUGGAAAGAAAGGUUCUUCCUCUAAUUUGAGUACAGCGUCGCUGACUUCACCAACGAUGAGGCGAGACUACUACAGAGGUUCGCAGGACAGUCUUACUGCUGCUCACCUUGAUGACCGACGUUCCGGUCCCCUUUAUCGGGGUGGCAGUCUCAGGGUAUCUUCCGUAGAUUCACCCGAUGACGGUAGAGGUUCUUCCCCAUGUCGAAGCGUUAAGCAACUUGGAAGACGUGGUUCCUACAAAACAUCGAGAGAUGUGCAGGAGCCUCAGCAACAGGUUAGAGGCAGGCCUAAAUACCCGACUUACCAAAACUUUAAGGGAAGAAAAUCUAAUUCCUUGAUGAAUUUGUGUGGUUCGAGUAGUGAUCAAGACGGUAUGAUGUGUCGGUACACAGAUACGGAUAGCGGAUUGGGUCGAGCAACACCACCUAGACGUGCACCUAGUCCUGGUAUGGGAAGUAUGAGACAUCUUCCAUCGCCAUCGGGUCCUGGAUCCUUGCCACCUGGUCUGAUGACCAAAAGAAGAGUCUUCGAUGAUGGUAGCAGUGAUAUCAGCAGUACGCCUAGUUCGAUGAUGGAUUAUAGUGGUCCAAGAUUGUAUAAACAGCCUACAACUAAAUCGAACCGCGGUAUUAUGUUAAAUGCCGUCGAAUAUUGCGUAUUUCCUGGUACGGUAAAUAAAGAAGCUAAGAGAAAGGUUUUAGAUGAAAUAGCAAGGUCCGAAAGCAAACAUUUUCUCAUAUUGUUUCGAGACGCUGGCUGCCAAUUCCGUGCUCUCUAUUCAUAUUGUCCAGAUCGAGAAGAAGUAUCGAAGUUGUAUGGUACUGGACCUAAACAAGUCUUCGAUAAAAUGUUUGAUAAGUUCUUUAAAUAUAAUUCUGGAGGAAAGUGUUUCUCCCAAGUUCACACAAAGCAUCUGACUGUAACCAUAGAUGCCUUUACGAUACACGACAGUCUUUGGCAAGGUAAAAAAGUGAAUUUACCGAACAAAAAGAACAUGCCUCUCGUCAUAUAGUUUUACACAAGUGUCACUCUUAACAUUAUGCUACCACGCCCUCUGUUGUUCAUAGUUACUAUUUUAAUACAGGCCCAUAUUAAAUUAAUGCAAAAAUUGCGUUCUUAGUCAAUUUUAUAAGGACACCCCGAUGGAUCGGUGCUGACUCGAUUAUUAAGAAUUGUGUUUGUAUAACGAUUUAUGUGCGAUCUUUUUAAGAUACCUGCCCUCCCUUUUUUCUUUUUCUAUUUCCUUCUUUUAUAAGAUCGCACACUAAUAAUGUUAUUUUUAAACAAACAAUGGUCAUUAUAAUUUUUUUUCUUCUUCUUUCAUUUCUCUUGUCUCUUCCCAUCUUUCCUAUCUUUUCGUUUGUUUAUUUGUUUCUUUUAACAUUUUUCUGAUUUUUUUUAAUUGCGUUCUGAUCUCAGCACCGAUUUUUGUGUCAUAAGAUUACCAAUAUCUACGAUAGGAACGGUUUGUUGCCGAUGCGUAAUAUUCGUGCGGAUUAACUCUCGACAUGUAAUCUUGUAAUCACGUAAACUGCUGUUGUGUUGCAAAUGGAACGCAUGACUGAUAUCAACGUGUUAUUCAUUUUCCUAAGUUUACUUUUGCAAAAGAAGAGAGAGAGAGAGUGAGAGAGAGAGAGAGAGAGAGACAGAAAGAAAGAGAAAGAAAGAGGUAGAAUUAUCGCAUUUUUCUCAUGUUAACAAAAUAAUAAUUAAACAAAAAAAAAAGAACAAGUCUUGUCUUUAUUAUAGUGCAUACAAUGACGUGAUUCGCACAGGUUUCUUUUCCAUCUUUUAUUUAGAUUUAAUAACAAGAAAAAAA